AUGAGUCGUUCGGGCGAGAGACUUUCGAAACGAUGGAGUACCGUGAACGUUCCUCGGAGGAACUCCAGCAGCUCCGAGGAGUCCUCGUUAGUCGCUGGGAGCGUAGAGGGGCCAGUGUACGCGAAGAACGCUAGCACACCUUUGCGAAACAGGUGGUCGGACUCUGAAGAGAUCAACAGGUCCUCGCAGAAUCAACGGGACGCGAGCGAAGUCUCGGAAGAGGAGUCCGAAGAGGAGGAAUCCGGGAGGUCGAAGGGUCACGACGGAGCUAAUCGGGGGAAGCGUCAAGAUGAUCAAGAAAGAUUCGCCAGUAGGCAGAAGCGAAGACGCAAGUCCCGCGGGAAACAAAGACAGGACCGACGCCACGAGGAGUCUGAUAGCAGAAAGCAAAAGACCUCGAGCUCUUCUAGUAAACGCCACGGCGAAGGAGACGGUGAUCGUUCGAAAAGGAAACACCGUUGUUACACAGGGGACGACGAGUUGCCGAUCACCGAGAUUCUGAAGAGGAGCCAAGAGAACCCGCGCAUGAAAUACGAGCAUCAGCUGCCGCUUCCGGAACUGACCACGGACAAGAUCUACGUUCAGCACAGAGGAGGUUUCAGCGCGAUGAAAAUUAGAUCGAGAAGUUCACAGUUAGGGCAGAAGCUAAAAGCGACGGGAAACGAUGAUGACGCUGAACACCGGGACACCCCGCCCAUAAAGGUUGCCAUUAUGGUCCAACAGCUUUGGAAGAGUUCAGGUCUCGUGUUUCAAGGUCUUUUGGGCGGCAUGGCCCUCAUGCAUUUCAUAAUGUUGCAGGUAUUCUUCGAUGCUUCCGUAGAGUUCGUCGAAGGCCACUCGACGAUUUGCGAGAUUUAUACGAACAUCUUUUCUUUCCUCGUUACUCUGUGCAUCGUCUCUGCUCUCGAUAAGUUCGAUUUAGCUCGCUUCGACUUGGAUCACCUGCGCGAGAUCUAUUUCGACUACAACAGAGCUGUACUCGCUGUUCCAUUGUAUUUGGUGGUCUUCUGUCUCCAUCAAGUUUGCGUCAACACAGACAAUCGGCUGUCUUUGGUACACUAUUACAGAUCGAACUAUAGUUUAUGGGAGAACGCUACGGAUGUUCAAACUUUGUUAACCGAUUUGAACAGCUGGCAAAAGAUAUCCAUAUCCAAAGACGUCCUCGCGGUGCUGGCCUGGUUCUUCAUUUCCCUGGACACCAAGGAUGACGCGUUUCUGAUUCACUUACAGUCCAUGGAGAAAUACGCCAGCAACGAAGAGCCUAAGCAGUGAAUCAUCAUUUAACCCUCUGUAGGCUCGUGUGUCUUUGAAGUCACAUAUCAGUAUAUUGGCGUCUUGCUGAUUUAUUUCAUUUUGCACCGGAAGUGGCGAAUAAAAUUAAGUAAUCAGUUAACUUAAACUUUUGUACGCUCAGGCGUACGUCAUUAUAACUCGAA
Molecule: messenger RNA, 1436 nt
Organism: Nomia melanderi (Alkali bee)
Lineage: Eukaryota; Metazoa; Arthropoda; Insecta; Hymenoptera; Halictidae
Source: RefSeq, a predicted model, not a curated record